UCAAGGCAGUCCAGAAGCUCCUCAUCAACACUGUCGGAGAGAGAGACUACUCCGCCCAGGAGACCAGCCACCUACUACUGCAGCUACCAAUGUUCAAGGCAUCACGUGACUUCAUCAUCCUCAGCCUCGAUGGGUCUCGUGCUGUUGAGGACCACCUGCAGGAGGGGCAGCGUGCUACAGCACUCUCCAUUGUCGACCACUACAUGGGACGACCUGACUCCCCUCACUUCAACACCAUGAUUCUCCUGCAAUUUGCCCGCCAAUACUCCAUGCCCAAGACCCUCGGGGCUGAGCCGACUCCCAGGAGAAGACGUAUCGUCGUCAUCCCUCGACCGUACGUCUCACCAGAUCCUGCUGGUGAAAAGUAUGAACAGUACUGUCGCCACUCACUGAUGCAACACAAGCCUUUCCGCCAGAUAGACGACCUACUCUCAGGGUGUGACACUUACAUCGAUGCCUAUGCUGCAUUCCUGCAAUCUGGCCAGAUCCCUCCCUGCCUGGAGGAUGACAUGUAUCAUCUUCUUCAGCUCUUACAUAGUAAUGAAGAUGAUUCCGAACAAACUGAGGAGCAAGAGGAAGAACAAACCACUUCUCCACCAUCACGAGUAACGGAAGAGUGGAUGUUGAUCUGUCGC
Messenger RNA from Geodia barretti, 635 nucleotides. Lineage: Eukaryota; Metazoa; Porifera; Demospongiae; Tetractinellida; Geodiidae. The record is from the annotation of a GenBank genome assembly.